Messenger RNA from Cloeon dipterum, 2010 nucleotides. RefSeq names its product SET and MYND domain-containing protein 4-like. The record is from RefSeq and is a predicted model, not a curated record. Gene Ontology annotation, molecular function: histone deacetylase binding. Bases 224 to 1876 code for a protein of 550 amino acids. The transcript has 5 exons. Lineage: Eukaryota; Metazoa; Arthropoda; Insecta; Ephemeroptera; Baetidae. Gene Ontology annotation, cellular component: nucleus; cytoplasm.
UUGUAAUUAGCGGUCAGCGCGGCGCCUCAAUGGCCGCAACAAAGGAGCUAAGGGAUUAAACGCAGCGGGGCUUGGUAAGUGAAAAAUAGAACCGCUCCUCUCGGUCGUCACGUACAACAAAGUGUCACUCAACCUUAGUUAGUCAGUCGUUCUGUUUCGGGCUCUGCUGCUGCCCGACGACGAGCCCCCAACGCGUCCUGGACUUUCGUUCCCGCACGGAAAAAUGGACCGAAUGGAGCACUGGAAGCGUCAGGGAAGCAGCUUCUACUCCAAAGGGGAGUUGGUGGAGGCAGCGGCCGCUUACGCCAGGUGCAUCGCCCUGAGCAGCCCCGGCAACCGCGAAAGGGCACUUGCCCUGGCCAAUCGCAGCGCCGUCCUCGUGGUCAUGGGCCGCUACGAGGAAAGUGCGUCGGACGCCGAAAGGGCCUUGCAAGCGGACUAUCCGGACGUUCUCAGGUUCAGGUUGCACCUAAAGAGGGCCCUUUGCUUCAGGGAGAUGGCCCAAAUGUCUCGGGCUGAGGACGAGCUGCGCAGAGCGAAGGACAUGGUCAACAGCCACAUCCCUGAAGAAAAAAUAGGAAACAUAACUGAGCUCUUGGAAAAAUCGUACGUGGGCCCUGUUGAUAUCAAAAGUUUUCCUUUUGAAGUAGAGUAUUGCCCGUCACCUCAACUAGCGAAGGGUGGAAACAUAGACUGUCCUGGCUUUUCAGCGCUAGUUCGAGUUGAAACUGAUGGUUUUUACGGGAGGAAGGUUGUGGCCGCUCAAGACAUCAGUCCAGGUGAAGUAAUUUUAGUCGAGGAGCCGGUCGUCAGCAGCUUGAAAAAUGACUCAGAGUGGACCCACUGCGCGCAAUGCUACAAAUUCUGCCUCUCUCUCAUGCCGUGUGAAACUUGUCGAAAGAUUUCAUUCUGCAGCGAUGAAUGCAAGUCAGCCUCCACCGCAGGCGUCCAUAGCAUGGCUAACUGCACCGCUAUGAGCCGCUUUAACUCUGAUCUCCAAACGGUCAUGAACCUGUCCGAAACCAUAUUCUCCACGUUCUCCAGAAUCAUCGACCUCAUUUCGUCAUUUGGCAUCGACACGCUGAUCGCGUUUGACCCUGAAAAAGACAGCAAAAGUCUCCUGGGACGCCUCCUUGAUCUGUGCUUCCACAGGGUGGAGCAGGAGGAGCAGCUGAAGAGGGCAUGCGCCUUUGUCAUCCGUCACUGCUACCAGUUGGAUGACGAGCAGGUCAUCCAAAAAUUGGCUGACCUCAGUUACAGGGUCAUCUUGAUCGACAAGGCCAACAGCUACAGCAUCGAGGAGCCGAUUUUCGACAGCAGGAGCGCCGAGUUUGAGAUCAAAAUCAUUGCGUACGGCACGUACCCGUCCGCUUCCCUGAUGAACCACUCGUGCGACCCAAAUGUGGUUUCAUCCUUCCACCGCAAGACCAUGGUGAUCAGGGCAGUCAGACCAAUAGCCAAGGGCGAACAAGUGUUCAACAGGUACUGCAACUCGUUCUACAACAUGCCGAAAGAUGUGCGCCAGAAUCGACUCGGGAUGUACAGCUUCAAAUGCGCGUGCGAGGCGUGCACAAAGGAUUGGCCACCCGCCAAGAUGCUGCCAGACGAGCCCAAAUUCCUGCUAGCCGAAAAAACGCGUCCGCUUUUGGACAAAUUCCAGGGGGUUCUGAGCAAAAGCCGUUCGGCAAACGGUGUCGGUGUCAAUUACGAGUUGCUCAGGAAAGAUGACACUUUCAGGUGCUGCGUCGACCUGCAGCAGUUGUAUUUCGAGCCGCAAAGGUGGUCGCGCUUGGACAAGACUUACCGGGCAGUUGAACUGCUCCUCUACUACCACUUUUGUGCCAAAACCAGAAAUUUUGUAAUGCGUCCUGUUUGAUUUUGAGUGAUCACUUGCAUUUCUUGAAGUUUAUGCUUUGAUUAGGUUUUCUUUGAUUUUGACUGAUUUUAAUUUGCGGUUUGUGAUAAGACUAUUUUCAUUUUUUUAAUAUAAAUUUUCCCUUUCAUUUGUUU